AUGGAAUAUGAAACCGUACAGUAUUACCACUCACAGCCCAUAAACCAUGAAUGGCUAAACUAUCCAUUUAUUACAGACAAAGAUACUGUUCAGCUCAUAGAACAGUCUAAAGUAAUGUUUCUAAUGAGAGGAUUGUCAGGGUCUGGUAAAUCUACCGUCGUUAAAAAAAUACAAACUAUCUAUCCUUCUAAUAUUGUCUGUUCAGCCGACAAUUGCUUUCUAGAUGAAAGAGGGAAUUAUAAUUAUGAUUUUAACAAACUCAGCAAUGCUCAUGAUUCCUGUAAAGAAAUGGCCAAGAUAAAUUGUCAGAGAGGUGUUCAGACAGUUAUUAUUGAUAAUACUAAUGUCAAAUAUUGGGAAGCUAAGUAUUAUUUUAAUCUGGCCUACUUAUAUAACUAUAUUGUGAUCAUAGUAACUCCAAAAACACCAUGGCAAUUCAAUGCUGAGGAACUUUGUAGAAGAAAUAAACAUGGCGUUGAUUUAAUUACUAUUCAUCGUAAAUUGAACACAUUUGAAGAUUUUAUUCCCUUCUUUUAUGGAUGGUUUUUAAAUGAAACUCUGUCCAAAGUUCUGGUAGAUAUGGGAAUGGAAUAUUUAAGAGAUUGUUUAGAACUAUACCCUACAUUCAAAUCAAAUCUGCUGUCAAGAUUAGCUCAUGUGAUGAGUGAUGGUAAUAUACUGAAAGACUACUUCACAAGAGAUCAGAAUAGACAUAUUUUACAUUGUACAGCUAAAUAUGUUGGUAAAGGUCGUCAUUAUGGUGGUAAACAAUACCAUUCUCGCAAAGAUGUUAAGAAUGCUUAUGCUUAUGCCUUCACCCUUACUUUGUUUGGUUUUACCUUUACUGGUAACACAUUAGGUGCUCGAAUUCAUCUUCCGAAAGAAGCUCUUGAUAUCUUUGACAAACCAGAAGAAUUACAAAGAGAUUCUAAGCCUGCAGAAUCUCCUCUGAGAGUAUCUCCAACAAAGUCUCCAAAAAUGAAAAGCAGAAAUUCAACUGGAAAGUCAUCAGAAGGAAAUUUUGAUGAUUGGGCAAAUUCCAGAAUGAGUACUCUUUCUGGCUCAUAUUCAGUACCUGUCUCCUCAGAGAAAAGUUCUUCACCUACAAAAAACAUCCCAGCUAUAACUAAACUCUAUCCUUUUGUCCGUCCUAAUGCACAUGGUAGAUCAGCUCACAUGACUCUGGGAACAGCAUAUAAUAUACCAUCUAAAGAAACUAAUAUUGAUUUGUUGGAUAUCUGUGAUAUGGAAGCUAAAGCCUCUGCUGACCCAACUGAUUUUCAGGCUGUCAAAGGAGGUAGAGCUAGAUGUUAUGAUGAAAACCAUUGUUGUAUUUAUUUAGAUAAACCUUAUAAUCUAAGUGUACUUUUCACUGGGUCCUAUUGA
Messenger RNA from Lottia gigantea (owl limpet), 1386 nucleotides. RefSeq lists its product as hypothetical. Gene Ontology annotation, molecular function: 2',3'-cyclic-nucleotide 3'-phosphodiesterase activity. The coding region runs from base 1 to 1386 and encodes 461 amino acids. Gene Ontology annotation, biological process: cyclic nucleotide catabolic process. NCBI's taxonomy places the organism in Eukaryota, Metazoa, Mollusca, Gastropoda, Lottiidae. The transcript has 2 exons. Gene Ontology annotation, cellular component: membrane; cytoplasm. The record is from RefSeq and is a predicted model, not a curated record.